Leptidea sinapis is the source of this 7640-nucleotide messenger RNA. Its product is annotated as protein sickie-like. NCBI's taxonomy places the organism in Eukaryota, Metazoa, Arthropoda, Insecta, Lepidoptera, Pieridae. Gene Ontology annotation, molecular function: ATP hydrolysis activity. The transcript has 29 exons. The record is from RefSeq and is a predicted model, not a curated record. Gene Ontology annotation, biological process: nervous system development; neurogenesis. The coding region runs from base 492 to 4847 and encodes 1451 amino acids.
CCGAACUAAGCUCCGUCGUCAGUGCUCUGUGCAAACGCGAAAACUUUUCCGAUUUAUGAAAUAAAUCUGUGACUGGCAUCGAUCGCGCCUUAGCAGACGCGGAUAUCUGUUGGCGCCGCUAUAUGGACCGCGUCUAACAAAGACUAGACUCCGCGGAACGCGACCGUUGCGAACUAUCCGAACUGCGAUGUAACGUCAAGUCUCUUGCUCGUGUCAGUUAAUAAGUGUUUCCUACUCAUUAGUGAUGGACCAUUCGCGUCGUGCCUUAUGUCACAUGUUUCGAGAAUUGUGAAUCGGACGCAAUUAAUUUGGAUUGUUGUACGAUAUUUAAUAUAAUAUUAGAACUGAUGCCUUGAGAUGUGUCUUUGCUUUUAGCAGUAGAAUAAUAUUGUGUGGUGCUUUGUAAUUUUUUUUAGUGUUAUCGUUAGAACUAUACAUUAUAAUUGCAAUGGUGAUAGUAAAUAUAUCGACGUGGUGCUCGUAAUAGAACUAUGGAAGGCGGUAGUGGUGUUGUAUACCGGGUUGUAGGACGAACUCGGAACAAAACUGAUUGUGGACAGCAGACGGAGAGACAGCCGCCGACGCCGCGACAGGACACCACUUGGAAGAAGUACACGGACUCCCCUGGAGUUGGAACUCCACCUUCGAAUCAGUCAGCAGCCACCCCUCCGAGUCCAUCUAACGGGCGGAAGAGCGAGCGCAGAGCUGGUCACCACUCUCCUCAGCACCAUAAGCGAGAGAAACUGACGGCGGCUCAACAACUUGGACUGGCGCCUCAUCCGCAGUACGCCCCACCCGCCGCUCCAAACCAUCAUGCUUCAAGAAGUGGAUGUCCUCAGCUCCAGUCACCGAGUGGCAGUUCUCGUCCGUCGAGUGUGUCAAGUGGAAACGGCAGUAACUCUUCGGGCAAAGCGAAGACGCCUCAAAAUUUUGGAUAUGUCAAGAGACAAAAUGGAAACCAGCCGCCAUUACUACCUGCCAACGGGCCACCACAACAUGGACAUGGUGGCCGAACUGCUCAGGUGUCAGCUGUGCCGCGGACCAAAGUUAAAGUCUCCGGCGGGACACAAACCUGCACACAGGACUUACAAAUACACAAAAAUGGCAUUGGCCCGAAAUCGUACUCCCUUCAGGGAAAUACCGCAGCUCAAUUAUCAGCAUCAGUUCGUGAACGACUUCUUGGAUCUCAAUCACUACCAAAGCCUGGAACACACGAAUUUGCUGCGCUAUUCCAUCACCACAGAAUAACACCAAGAGGCGGUAUGAAAAUAAGCGAUGGAAGUCUCUCAGAUACACAAACGUAUUCAGAAGUCAAGUCGGAUUACGGAAUACCGUACGCGCCCUGGUUACGUCACAGCAAUACAUAUUCGGCUAGCGGUCGCCUAUCGGAAGGAGAGUCAAUGGAGUCCUUAACAUCGCUGCACUCGGCUCAGACGCACAACCACACCUCGUCCCCUAACUCACACCACCGCAGUUCACUCACACAUAAUAAGCUGAUCAUGCACCGUGACGCUCAGAGCUCGAGACUUAACAGAAGCAACAGCAUUAGCUACCUCAGAGAUAGGACAUUUCCAAGAUCUACAAAAUCGGAGAAGUUAUAUCCGUCAAUGCUACAGAGGUCUUCGGAGAGUGACUAUGAGCCGUAUUAUUGCUUGCCUGUGCAAUAUGGACCAGGAGGUCAAGGUCUAAACUAUGGAGUAUCAGAGCCACCAUCACCGUCUCCAAGAUCAGCUCUGAGCCCCACCCAUCAGCCCACCAGCGUCAUACACACGCCCCGACACUCGCACCACUAUCCUAAGAAGAACGACGAUGUUCAUGGUUCCACUGCGUCGCUGGUGUCAACAGCUUCGUCGCUCGCGGCUGGUGCGGGCACCGAUGAAAGACAGGCGCAUGAGGUUCGAAAGCUGCGAAGAGAAUUAGCGGACGCGAAAGAAAAAGUUCAUACAUUGACGACGCAACUCACAACCAAUGCUCACGUCGUGUCGGCUUUCGAGCAGAGUCUUUCAAAUAUGACGCAGCGACUGCAGCAAUUAACAGCGACGGCCGAGAGAAAGGACUCCGAGCUAACAGAUCUCCGGCAAACGAUAGAACUUCUUCGUAAGCAGUCCAUACAGGCCGGUUUGACCACGGCACACAUGCAGUCGAUGGGUAUUCGAACGGAUGGUGUCAACAUGUCGGGCCAGGAAUCUACUAUUACAACUCAACAGUCAUCUCCUCAACGGAUCGCGCAAACUGGCAAUGGUGCAAUUACAAGACACCUAUCCACAGACAGUGUCUCCAGUAUAAACAGCCUUAGUAGUGGGUCAUCAGCUCCACACGACAAGAAACACAAGAAAAAAGGAUGGUUACGGUCCUCAUUCACAAAAGCGUUCUCACGGAACGCGAAGAUAUCAAAAACUGCAAAACAUUCAUCACUGGGACAGCUAUCCUCACAAGACAGCUCAUCGGGUUCCCACCACUAUGACGACCCACAUACAAUCAGAGAAGGCAGUAAUGAAAACAGUCUAGAACAUUCUCACGAAGCUAUUGACAACUCCAAAGACAAGACAACGGGCCCUGCGGCUAAAUCCGAAGAGCAAACCAAAGAAAAACCAGAUCAAUCCGGAUUAGUAGACGAAUUAAAAAGACAACUACGAGAAAAGGACUUAGUUCUAACAGAUAUCAGACUGGAAGCACUCAGUUCUGCACAUCAGCUUGAAAGUCUUAAAGAUACUGUGAUAAAGAUGAGGAACGAGAUGUUGAACUUAAAGCAAAAUAACGAGAGGCUGCAAAGACUAGUUACUUCAAGGUCGUUGGCGGGAAGUCAAAGUUCAUUGGGUACUGGUGGCUCUGCAGUUGAAGAUCCAAGAAGGUUUAGUCUUGCUGAUCAAGCAACAAUGCACCAGGCGACCUUAGAUAUGCACUCACAACCUUUAGAAUUAGACUUCAACUGUCUGACAUCGACACCACCUAGGGAUAAAAAGGGAUCACCGAAAUCGACGAUAAUGGAACCUUUAUAUGGCAAUAAAACCACGUGUGAAUUAAACGAAAACAACGAAGCGAUACUUGGAAUGAACGGUGCUAAUGAUAUAUUUACUAAUGGAAUGAAUUCCGGCGAACGAUUGAGCGGUGACUACGAUAUCAAUAGUGUACUUCCUCCACCCAAGAGUCGAGAAUUAGCAAUUGGAGAAAGCUAUUCCGAUAUUGGAGUUGCUGAUAGUCAAGGUGAUACGACGGAUGGAAAGAAAAUAGCGAUAGCUGUAUAUUUAGGACAACCCGAGACAUUCCAAAGAUAUUUCGAAGAAGUACAAGACACAAUUACUGAAUCGGAGCGUAUAUUUUAUGCAAAACAAUCUGCAAGUGCUUACAAUAAUCAUUUCGAAAAACAACCAAGCUUCGAUUCACCUCGAAUUUCACAAAACCACAGCCCUGAAAUAGAAACACAAGAAUACCCCCACAUUAACAAAUCGAACACGAACAGCCUUAAAAGUAAUAAAUCUACACAUAGUAGUUCGUAUAAACAUGUAUAUAAUUGUGAUUCGACAAUAAAUUGCAACGAGUUUACUAUAGCAUACACAUAUAUAUCGGGUAAGACAACGUGGCAGAAUUUAGAUUAUAUUGUAAGGAAAACAUUCAAAGAUUAUCUGUCGCGAAUUGAUCCCGGAACGAAUCUAGGCCUGAAUACAGAUUCAAUAACUUCGUACCAUUUGGGAGAAGCAACUCGAGGUCCUGAAAUUGGAUUUCCAGAACUACUUCCUUGUGGCUACAUUAUUGGAACUGUUAAUACUUUGUAUAUAUGUUUGCAAGGAGUUGGAAGUUUAGCGUUUGACAGCCUAAUACCAAAAAAUAUUGUUUAUAGAUAUGUUUCACUUUUAUCGGAACACCGAAGAGUGAUUCUCUGCGGACCCAGCGGAACGGGAAAAUCGUAUUUAGCUGCGAAAUUGGCUGAAUUUUACGUGCAACGCACGCAGAGGAGAGGAAAUCCUGCCGAAGCUGUAGCUAAUUUCAACGUGGAUCGUAAGUCUUGCAACGAGCUGCGCGCAUACCUCGCAAACAUCGCGGAACAAUGCGGGGCGGCUGGUGAAGAUGCGGCUUUACCUUCUGUUGUAGUAUUGGACAAUCUCCAGCACGCUUCAGCUCUAGGUGACGCCUUCGCCGGACUACUGCCCCCUGAUAAUAGAAACAUGCCCGUCAUUAUUGGCACAAUGUCCCAAGCGACGUGCAACACCACUAAUCUUCAGCUGCAUCACAACUUUAGGUGGCUUCUUACUGCUAAUCAUAUGGAACCCGUAAAAGGAUUUCUUGCCAGGUACCUACGACGAAAAUUAUUUUCACUGGAAUUGCGGUUGGGUCGCCGUGAACCAGCAUUGGCAGCGGUGCUUGAGUGGCUACCUGGAGUAUGGUCCACUCUUAACGCUUUUCUGGAAGCCCACUCCUCGAGUGACGUCACCGUCGGACCAAGGCUCUUCCUUGCCUGCCCUAUGGAUCUAGAAGCUAGCCAGGCGUGGUUCGCGGAUGUGUGGAACUACAGCAUAGUGCCGUACGCGGCGGAGGCUGUUCGGGAAGGCGUGGCGCUGUAUGGACGCCGUCGCCACGCGGCACUAGAUCCCCUCCAACACGUCAAAUCCUCUUACCCGUGGCGAGAGCCCAAUCAUUCACAUACACUUAGGCCAAUAACCGUCGAAGAUAUGAAUAUCGAAGAAGGAAGUCAAGAUCCUGGCGCCAAUAACAAUCAAGACCCACUGUUAAACAUGUUAAUGAGACUACAAGAAGCUGCAAACUACAGUGGAAACCAAAGUCAAGACUCGGACAACGCGAGCAUGGAUUCGAAUCUCACCCACGAUAGCUCAAUGGGCAAUGAACUAUAACACAUAUGUGUUAGAUAGAGAUGACGCUACGAUAUAUACAAUAUAUACCAACAUUAGCCUUGAAAUUCAAUAAAUUUGAAUGAUAACAACAUUUAUUUUCAGCAUACCUAAACUCUCGAAUUUAACUUCUUAUAUGAUUUUUUGGCCGAUUUUGUACCAAGCAUAAAAUUUGGCAUCAAGCACAUACUCACGGAAAGUAUCCUACUUAAUAAACUAAAGGGAACUGAUACCUCACGCACCGAAAGAUAAACAAAUUAUUGAUUAAUUUAAUAUACUGUAGAUUAGACCUUUGUAUAAACACAAUAUGACUUGUGAGACACUUACCUGCGUUCUUAAGGGGGUAUUCUUCUUUCCAUAACAUUCUUGUUCCAAUUAUGUAAUAAAAUUUGGUACUUACUUAAUUUUUUAACACAUCGCACUGCUAGUUAAGCGCAAUCUCCGACAGGUCCGUGUGUUCGCCUCCCCGCUUACUACUUCCGCGCCCCGCGUCUAUUCUUGUCUAUGCGUUGCGUAAAUAACAACAGUUAUCGCGCGAGUUGAAUACAGUCCCAGUCCCUACUUCCACACUGUCCGCACGCCUACAGUGUAGUGCUGUGCCGUAGUCGUCGCUCACUUGUUUUUUUUAUAAUAGACUGAUCCGAGUCCAUCAGGUGCCUUUCCAAAAAAUAGAGUUUAUAUUCACCCAAGCACGAAAAAUGGCGAAAAUGUUUUAGACAUAUAUGUUGAAGGCAGGAUAAAUUGAGAUGUAAGUCUAAUGUUAAAAUGAUAUUUUUUUUUUUAAUUUUGUGUAAGUAUAAUGGUAAACUUGAAGCAUUGUAUAAAUUUAUCGACACACUCAUUCAACUUGUGCGUUAUCUGUAACUACGGUUAAUUUAACUGAGAAAUCAAUUAAUAUUUUAAUGCUAUUUUUCUUCUUCAUAUAUGAUCGCCAAGUAUCACGGGCCCUAUCGUUAGUAACUCACCAGUCAUGCCGUAUAUCUUAGUUUUCACUAACGUAAAACAGUUCCUUAUUAACAGGAACAAACUACAUUAGGUCUAACGACAAAGUUUUAUUAUGAGUAUUUAAGUAUUAAAUCAAAAAUAUCUUUUUUAUAACUCGGCAACAUUAAAAUGUGACAUUAAUUAUUCCGUUGAUGAUUUUGUUUCGGUAUUUUGUUAGUGACUAGUGUUGUGAUUGGUUUGGUGACAAUAUUAUAAGGUAAAAACGACGAGUUAAUUUUUUAAAAUAGGUCUAUGCUAUUUAAAUACACUGCUUCUUAUUUUCGUCAUUAUCAAAAUAGUAAGCAGAUUUACCUAUCCAUAUAAUAGGGAUAAGUUCUUGAGUUUCUCAAUGUGCAUUUAAUUACAAAAGUUAACUAUUAUAAGUAUGUAUUAAGCCAAAUAUUUGCCAUAUAUGUACAUUUUUAUAUUUAUUUAUCUAUCGUUAGCUUUGUUUAGUAUUAUUUUAAGUAUAUUUCUGAUAUUACAGAAUAAUUAUCGCUUUAAGUUUAAAGGAAAGGAAUUGCUCUGCAUAUUUGUGAGUCCUGGCAAAUAUUUAAUGCGUGAGUAGCAGCCUUUCUCCUUCUACGAUUCGUUGCAAUUUGACAAUAUUUUUUUAACAUACUUGUUAAAAAGUUAUUACUAAACAACUGUCAUGUUUUGAUUUGUGAAAAUUACUCUACUGCAGUGCCUAAGGCUAUAGUACGUUUAUAGAGCAGACGGAAAAAUGGACAAUGACACACAAUAUUAAGUUGCGAAAAAAAACUGUACACAUUGCUUACUAUAAGUUUAUUUGUAUGGUCAAAAAUGAAUAAUAAGAUACUUAUUCGGAAUUUAAAAAAUUAAGAAUUAUUAUUACCUAUUAUGUAUUGUUCUAGUGCCAAUACGUUUAAGUCUAACUAUAUUGAUAAAAAAACUGUUAUACGGUGCUUCUAGAGGAUCUUCAGCACAUGCAAUCUCUUUUUACUUGGUAUUGGGGCACUUGUUUACACCGCUUCUUAGUACCUAUAUUGCAUGGAGAUCUAAAGAAAGCGAUAUGUCAGCGUAGCGAAACUCGCUAGUAAACGUGCAGUCAUUGAUAGAUUGACAGAUGACAGCUAUAAUCUUGUAAAAGACGGAGAUAUCCGAGCUUCACUACGUUUUAAGCAACUGUUCGCUUUCAAACUUAGACGGAUUAUAUAUCGCCGCCAUAUUAUUGUAAUUAGUAUUUCAAACUUAUGUCAAAUCACUGCACGUUUCAUUCUAAACGAAAUUUUAAUUUUUACGCAGGCACUUAUUACGUAGUAUUUCCAUCCUCUUUGCAAUAUGUAUCCUUUUCAAUACGAAAAAGGUUUGUAAUUGUCUGUUUUUCCAGUCUAGUCUAGAAAUGUACGUAGAUAUAUAUUAUAUCUUUACAUAUUUUCAAUUUUUAACGAAGUAUACAGACAGCGUAUGAAACAAUGCUAUUUAUAAGCAUUGAAGCUUUUACUAUUGUUAUAUUUUUCAAUGUUAGGAUAUUGACACAUUUGUAUAACUACCUAAAAUGUAAUAUAUAAUUAUUAUUAUGAAAAUGUAAUUUUUAUACCAUUUUCAUAUAAAACUCAUGUACCUACCUACCUACUUUAAAGUUAUUUGUAAAUAGUAUAUUAAGUUCUUAAUAUUAUUUUUCUCUAUAUGACUCACUAACUGCUAUUAUGUCAUAUAUCUAUACCUAAGUUCUGUAUAGAGAUGUAACAAUAAUAAGUUUAUGUGUUCGGUAUGGAUUGACUUGUGUGCAUAAAAACGUGAUAUCUCCAAUCUAUGCUUUAUUAUUGUGAAAAUAAACAUUGAAUAUAU